AUGCGGGGGCAUUUGGCUGGGACUUUUCUGGGAGGAAAGAAGAUCUUGCUGUGUUUUGACCUUGCCAAAAUUGAGCUUGUUUUUGGACUCUUUAAAAAGCCAUACACACUAAGGCAGGAGAAGCGCGUGUCCCGCUGGUACUUCGGCGGCCUGGCCUCGUGCAGGGCGGCCUGCUGUACCCACCCGCUGGACCUGCUCAAGGUCCAUCUGCAAACCCAGCAGGAAGUGAAGCUGCGCAUGACAGGAAUGGCACUACAUGUGAUUCGCAAUGAUGGCUUUCUAGCACUCUACAGUGGGCUUAGUGCCUCACUCUGCCAACAGAUGACGUACUCCCUCACCUGCUUUGCCAUCUAUGAGACUGUGAGGGACCGCUUGGUCCAGGGUGCCCAGGGGCCAAUGCCUUUCUACCAGAAGGUGUUGCUAGCUGCAAUAGGAGGUUUCACUGAUGGGUUCGUGGGGACCCCAGCUGACCUGGUAAAUGUCAGGAUGCAGAAUGAUAUGAAAUUACCACUGCAUCUGAGGCACAACUACUCGCAUGCUCUGAAGGGGUUAUAUCGAGUCCUUCAUGAAGAGGGUGUAAAGAAAUUGUUCUCUGGAGCAACAAGUAGUAGAGGCCCAGCAACAGUGGUCCCAGAUGGCGGCCCAGCCAGGUUGCUCUUUCAGCCAGUGGAGGCCGACUGA
Sphaerodactylus townsendi is the source of this 681-nucleotide messenger RNA. Its product is annotated as mitochondrial dicarboxylate carrier-like. Bases 1 to 681 code for a protein of 226 amino acids. NCBI's taxonomy places the organism in Eukaryota, Metazoa, Chordata, Lepidosauria, Squamata, Sphaerodactylidae. The transcript is spliced from 3 exons. Gene Ontology annotation, molecular function: thiosulfate transmembrane transporter activity; antiporter activity; oxaloacetate transmembrane transporter activity. The record is from RefSeq and is a predicted model, not a curated record. Gene Ontology annotation, biological process: thiosulfate transport; succinate transmembrane transport; phosphate ion transmembrane transport.